AUGCAGCCUCGCCCUCUCUCCCUGCUCUUCUUUCUCCUGUGCACCCGAGUUGAAGCUGGGGAGAUCAUCGGGGGCACAGAGUGCAGGCCACACUCCCGCCCCUACAUGGCCUUCCUGGAUAUUCGCAACAAAGAGGGCUUUGGGGAAUUUUGUGGUGGCUUCCUGAUAAGACGGAGCUUCGUGCUGACGGCUGCACACUGCGCUGGGAGCUCCAUUACCGUCACCCUGGGAGCCCAUAAUAUAGGCAAGGAAGAAGACACACAGCAGAAAAUUGAGGUUGAAAAGCAAUUCGUCCACCCCAAAUAUAGCCACUCUACUAUUCGCAAUGACAUCAUGCUACUAAAGCUGAAGGAAAAAGCCAACCUGACCCUGGCUGUGGGGACACUUCCCCUUCCAUCGCAGCCCAACUUCAUCCCUCCGGGGAAGAUAUGCCGUGUGACUGGCUGGGGACGAACAGGAAUACACUCUCCUGGCUCCGACACUCUGCAAGAGGUGAAGCAGCGGCUCAUGGAGCCCCAGGCCUGUAAACACUACCAUUAUUUCAACCACAAAUCUCAGCUGUGUGUGGGCAACCCCAACAAAAUCAAGUCGGCAUAUAAGGGAGACUCGGGGGGCCCUCUUCUGUGUGCUGGUGUGGCCCAAGGCAUUGUGUCCUAUGGACAGCUUAACGCCAAGCCUCCUGCAGUCUUCACCCGGAUCUCCUAUUUCCGGCCCUGGAUUGAUAAAAUCCUGAAAGAGAAUUGA
This is a messenger RNA of Sorex araneus (European shrew), 744 nucleotides long. It is a transcript of the gene CMA1, whose product is annotated as chymase 1. Bases 1 to 744 code for a protein of 247 amino acids. Gene Ontology annotation, molecular function: serine-type endopeptidase activity. The record is from RefSeq and is a predicted model, not a curated record. The transcript is spliced from 5 exons. Gene Ontology annotation, cellular component: intracellular membrane-bounded organelle; cytoplasm. Gene Ontology annotation, biological process: proteolysis. Lineage: Eukaryota; Metazoa; Chordata; Mammalia; Eulipotyphla; Soricidae.